UCACCACGAUCGCAUGUUUCAACCCUUGAGAACAACAUGGUCAGUUACAACAUUGAACAAGACCACACGCAAGGUCAACCUACUGGACUCUCAUCUCUAUUGUAACUACAUGAUGUAAAUUACUGGAUGGGAGAUAGGUACUUAGCACGAGAGAUGGCUGCUUAUGCUGCUGUAACUUCUCUGAUGAGAACAAUGCACCUGAUUUCACAAUCCAGCUUAGACCUUCAGGAGGGUAACAAAGAACACUUGGAAUCACUCUACGACGCGGUUGGCUCUCUCCUAGAGUUUCUUGACAAUUCUGAUGAUGAACUGAUGAAGGAUCUGCAGAAAAAGGUUAAAGAUCUAGCAAAUGACGUAGAAGAUGAAGUCGAAUCACAAGUAUUGCUGGUUAGGGAGAAGGAUGAACAUAUUCGAACAGAGGCGAAUGAGAGGCUUCUUAAGAUCUUGCAACAAGCUAUAGAAAACAUCGAUUCUCUGAAGCAAGAGCUCAACAAGCAGACGAAGAAUAACAAGCUGCAAGCUAGAAAUGGUUCAGUUGGUCAUUCUUAUUCACCGCAAUUGGAUGUUUCAGCCAUUGAGAACAACAUGGUGGGGUACAACUUUGAACAAGAGCUCAUGCUGCGUAAACUUACCGGAGACUCAUCUGAAAUGGAAGUCAUCUCUAUUGUGGGGAUGGGUGGCAUAGGCAAGUCAACUUUUGCAAAAAGAUUGUUUUCUGAUCCCGCAGUUGUGAGCUUCUUUGAUGUCCGUGGAUGGAUUACUGUGUCCAAGGACUACAGUUUAAGAAAUAUGCUUCUAUCCCUCCUUCAAUACGCUACUGGGGUGAAAGAAGAGAUCAAUCCCCAAGAUCAGGAAAAUGAUGAGGAAGAAAAAAAGAAAAAUGCGGAAUUAGCGGAUCGCUUGCAAAAAAGUUUCAAGGGUAGAAGGUAUUUGAUCGUUGUGGAUGACAUAUGGUGUAGGAAAGCCUGGGAUGAUAUUAGACUAUGGUUUCCAGAAAACAAUAAAGCGAGUCGAAUAUUGUUGACUACUCGCAUUCUGGAGGUUGCUCGGUAUGCUAGCUCUCCUAAGGAUCCUUUUCCAAUGCGUCCCCUGGAGCCAAAGGAAAGUUGGAAUUUGUUUUGCCAGAAGGCAUUUGGCAAAGUAGAUAGUCCAACCAAAUUUAAGGAUGUUGCAAAGAUAGUUGUUGAAAACUGCAAUGGAUUACCGCUAAUAAUUUCUGUGGUUGCAGGAACUCUCUCUAGCACGACGACGCUGGAGGAGUGGAAUGAAGUAGCUCAAGGUGUGAGCUCAUUGGUAAACGUUGAUGAUUAUCAACGUUGCUCAAGAGUGCUCGCUUUGAGCUACAAUCAUCUUCCUUCACAUUUGAAAUCUUGCUUUCUGUAUUUUGGAGUUUUCGCAAAAGCUACUGAGAUUUCUGUGAAAAAGUUGAUAAGAUUAUGGAUUGCAGAAGGACUUUUUGAGAUAAGGGGGCAUGGGGAUUUGGAAAAAGUGGCCGGUAGUCUUUUACAUGAUCUUAUUGAUAAAAGUCUAGUUGUCGUUAGCAAGCGAAGUUUGGAUGGAAAAAUCAAGACAUGUAGGAUUCAUGAUCUUCUUCAUGAUUUAUGCUUGAGAGAAGCUGAAAGUGAGAAUCUUUUGUAUAUUUUAGAUCCCUCAGCUUCUGAUCCCGAAAGGAUUGUUCCUCAAGAUCGUCGGUGGGUUUCAGUUUGUUCAUAUCGAGGUUGUUUUUCUCCCCUUCUUGCUUAUAACAAAACACGUUCUGUUCACUUUUCUGAAUAUAUGGGGUCCUAUGUUUUAUUAGGACAAGACCAUUUCAAACUACUUAGAGUACUAGACUUGGGGAGAUUGAAGUUGACAUAUGCCCCCCGCGAAUUAUCAGACUUAGUUUCUUUAAGGUAUUUCGCUGUGAGGAGUUCUGUGGUUAUUCAAUAUCUACCGAUUUACAGACUUUUGAAUUUACAAACUUUCAGUUUUCUUCUAGACGAUGGAUCACCAUCACGUACUAAGACGAUGCAAUUACCAAAUGGAAUUUGGAAAAUGUCUCAGCUGAGGCAUGUUAACUGUAGAAGCAUUUAUUUGAAUUCUCCUCCAAAGAUAUCAGCUGAUGACUCAGCUGAUGACGUUAAGUACCGGGUUUUGGAGAACUUGCAAAGUGUUACUGGGUUGAGUCCUCUUUGUUGCACAAAAGAAAUAUUUCACGGGAUUAAAAAUGUGAGAAAAUUGGGGAUUUCUGGCGAUAGUGAUGAAUUUUAUCGUGAGCCUAAAUGCCUCGAUAAUCUUAUAUAUUUGCAUGAGCUCGAGGCACUACAUAUUGAAUUUUAUUACGGCUACUUCAGGUAUGGUUCUCGUAGGUGUCUUCCACAACCAAGUUCUUUCCCACCAAAUCUCAAGAAGCUGACACUUCACCAAACUUGUCUAUCAUGGGAGAGCAUGACUAUCAUUAGCAGGUUGCCCAAACUCGAGGUGCUCCAGUUGAAGACUGAUGCCUUUGGAGAUAGUACCGAUUUGGAUAAAACAGUAUGGGAAGUAACGGAGAUUGGAUUUCCUGAAUUGAAAUUCUUGCUCCUCGAGGGGUUAUCUCUUGAUCAUUGGACAGCCGCAGAUGAUAUCUUCCCAUGUCUUGAGCGCAUAAUAAUACGAAAAUGCUUGCGCUUGAAACGGAUUCCUAGAGGGUUUGCAGAUAGUAUGACAUUGCAGCUAAUUGAGUUACAUCAGUGCUGUUCUUCCCUUGUAAAUUCUGCUGACCGGAUUCGGCAAGAGCAAUUAGAGUGUUUGGGAAAUGACAUGCUUAAAGUUGAGGCCUUCGACACAAUUAGAGUGAAGGAAAGGAAAAUCCGAGCUCUUGCUACGCGCGGAGUUCGAGAAAGGACUUGGACCCAACCACAAUGGCGUAUCUAGUGAAGAAUUGGCAAAAUUAUACAUGCUCAAUAGCUAUAAUUGAAAAGGAAAUGUUAAAGAGUCACAGAAGCGUCAAACCAGUAGUAACAUUUUGCGAUGUUAAAAGGUCCAGAGGAUAUCUAAGCAUUGCUGGCCAAAGAGCAGUCACUCCAAUAGGUUGAUUCAUUUACCUAUUUCAGGAUCUCCAUUGUUUCCUUGUAGCGGAGCUCGAUAUUGCUGCAGUGGAGGUCGCCUGCUGUUUGCUGCAUAAGCUGGUUGCCAGUAUGGCCGAUAUGGAGGCCUAUAGAAUCCUUGUGGUGGAGGUGGAGACAUCGGAAAAUAGUAGGUAGCUUGUGGGGUGGCAGGGGGUGGAUGUAUAUGGAUGGUGUACAGUUGGUGGUGGUGGGGUUGUUAUUCUGGUAUGGCUGGAAGCAUCUGGUUGGAAAGGGGCGUUCGGCCACUUGACUCGUUGGAAAGAGGCCUUGUCGGCCACUGCUGGAGGCAUUCCAUAAUAAGUAUGAGGGAUAAUCAUAUCGUAGAAAACAUGAUUGUGGUUGGUUGUUGCUGGCCUCGAGGUCUGUCCUGUAGCUUCAUAUGUCCCUGGAAGCCGCAGAAUUUGAAUGUUGUAUGGCCUAUAUCUGCAAAAAGGUCAUGAAAAUGAUCAACUUAGAUAACUUAGUUUUCUUUGACUAACAACAUUUGUACAACCACCUUGGUAUUUUAUUUUACAAGUUCAUACCGGCUAUUUUG
Molecule: messenger RNA, 3624 nt
Organism: Capsicum annuum
Lineage: Eukaryota; Viridiplantae; Streptophyta; Magnoliopsida; Solanales; Solanaceae
Product: putative late blight resistance protein homolog R1A-10
Exons: 5
Coding region: 127-2895 (922 amino acids)
Biological process (GO): defense response to other organism
Molecular function (GO): ADP binding
Source: RefSeq, a predicted model, not a curated record